This is a messenger RNA of Paramecium octaurelia, 3083 nucleotides long. Lineage: Eukaryota; Ciliophora; Oligohymenophorea; Peniculida; Parameciidae. The record is from the annotation of a GenBank genome assembly.
AUGAACUAAAAUUCCAAUCAAUUACUAGGAUAACCGAAGAAUUAAUUUAAAAUUGUAGAGAGUGUCUAUCAAUAGCAAUAACCAUAACAAUAACAACAAUAACAACCAAGACAAUAGCAAUCAGUGUCAUCAAAACCUGUUGAAGAAUCCCAUUGUAUAAGAGUGAGGAGCAAAGAAGUUAAAGCUGUUCAUAGAAUGAUGUUAUGGUUUUGUGGCAAGAAAUAAUAGAAGCUUUACUAAAAGAUGAAAAAAAAACAUAGAUAUAGAAAGAAUGUGAUUGCUGAAAUUAUAAAUACAGAGAGGACAUACGUGAAUGAUUUGGCCAUUAUUUGCGAAAAAGUGAAAACAUCCUCACUUUCUAUUUUAUCUCCAAAUGAUGUUUAAACUAUCUUUAUGAAUUGCGAUGAAAUUUUGGCUUGGAAUAAAGAGUUUCUAUAAGAAAUGGAAAAGGGGUAUUCAAAAUACAAUCUUGAUAAGAACUAGAUGCCAAGACCAUAUCAACCGGUUUUUUAUGGGAAUGCCUAAUAAUUAAAAACGCCCGAUCUAUUUGCAUUCAAAUGUUAUUAUGAAUACUGCAGUAAAUUUACAAAAUCUAAUAAACAUUUUGAACUUCUGAAAGCAAAUGAUCAGAAGUUUAAAGAGUUCUUAACAUAACUCAACAAAAAUAAUACUUUAAGAGGAAUGGAUCUAGGAAGUUUCUUAGUUAAACCCAUUUAGAGAUUGCCUAAGUAUAUUUUAUUAUUUAAAGUAAAAUUUGAAUAUAUUAUAGGAUUUAGAAAAGAAUACGGAUGAAGAUUAUCCAGAUUUACCAAAUAUCAAAGAGAUUCAUAAAUAUUUCAAGGAAGUUAAUGAAGAAAAUAACAAAUUUAUGGAUAUAUUUAUGGGUAGAUUGUAACUUCAAUAAUUAAGUGAGUCUUUGAAGAUCAAUUAAGAAGAAUUAUUAAAUGAACCUCAGAGAAUUUUUAAAUUUGAAGAGAAAUUAACAACCAUUUAACCAAAUGCAAAACAUGAUGAGGAUUGUUAAGUAACAGUCUAUGCUUUGAGUGACAUGUUGGUAGUUGUGCAAGAUGAAAAAGUUUAAAAGAAACUACAAUUAGAUUCUUUAUCCUUUGUUAAGAAUUAAUCUGACAAUAAUAAGUACUUUAGCAAUUUGUUUUAAAUUGUUGGAGUAGGUGAUACAAUAUAAUGCAUAGCUGAAACACCGGCUGCAAAAAAGAAAUAUAUAGACUUGUUUGAAAAAUUGAUUUAAGAAAAUAGAGAACAUGAACACUAAAGAGAGAAGGAACUUGGAAAUUAAUAAAUAAAAAUGCGAUAUCCUGUUUAAGUUGUUGUAGUUGGUACUGAAGAAAGAAAUUUUUAAUCAUUCACUAAACAUACUUAAUAUAUCACUGAAAUUAGUAUAAAUAAAGUGUUUCAAAAUGUACUAAAACACCCUAUUUCUAGAUAUUUAUUCGAUACAGUGAAAUUGAAGCGAUGUCAAUUAAAUAUAAACAAAGAUAUCCCAGAAUAGAGUUGCCUUAAUUGCCUGACAAAAAUUGGUUGAUGAGUCACAAGACUAAGAGUAUAGAGGCACGUAAGAUAGCAAUUGAAAAUUUCCUUUAGGCAUUACUAUAAGCAAAGGAGUCCUAAUCAGAUCCUGAUAUUUUGAAUGAAUUAAGUAUAGUUCUUCAUUAAUCAAAUUAGAAUUACCUAAGAAUUUUUUUGACUUACCAGAUCUGUAUUAAUCUAUUUUAAAAUCAAACUUAAACUAGAAAUAGCAGAAUUUCAAAAGAACCACAUUAGAAGGAAAAGAAGAAUUAAGAGAGAAAGGCAUAAAUAUUGAAAAACUAAAAAUAAGUGCUGGAGAGAUUUUAAAGGCCGUUUAUAUUGAACAGGAAACAAGAAAAAAAAGUGUUGUGUAAAUUUGUCCCAAUAAGGUUAUCUCAUAUGAGAAUUCAAAAGAUCCCAGUUUGCAAAAAGUUAUUAUUACAUUUCCUGAUGGAACUGAAACAGCACUUGGGGUCACAGAACAAACAAGAGUUAGAGAGGUUUUAGAAUAUGUUGCGAAAUAUAAUCACCUUGUUUAUUACAAAGAUUUUAGAUUAUAUUUAAUUGAUUAAUUAAAAAAACAGAGAGUUUUGGACGAUGAUGAAGUACUUUUUAAAGUGAUUGAAGAUGAAAGACAAAAUAACCAUGGAAUAUUAAAUAAAUUGGAAUAAAUGCUAGCCAAAUCAAAUGCAGAGUAUUUAUUAAUCUAAUUACUAGAGUUCUAAUAAAGAUGAAAAAAUAUAUCUACUUGCCUGCCAAAUUAGAAGAGAGUGAUUAUAAAGAAGAUCCAGUCAGGCUAAUAAACUUAGCCUUUUCUAUAUUAGAUGAUGUUCAUGAUUAAAAGCUACAACUUGGAUUUAAAGAAUAUUGUUUAUUUGCUGCACUCUAUUUCCAUAUGAAGCAUCAAAGAUUGGAUGAUAAAUUAUUUGGUGAAGUUAGAAGAGUAAUUCCUUCUGAAAUGUUUCAAAGUAGCACAGAUAAAGAAUGGAAAGAUCUGAUUACUUAGUGUUUUAAGGCACUUGACAAUGAACUCUCAACAAUCAGUGUAACAUUUAACAAUUUAUUUAGAAAAAAAAUGAAAAUGACUAAAUCUAAAAGAAACCUAACUCCUAAUACAAACACACCGACAAAAAAUAUUUGGCUGCAGGAGUUACUUUAAAUGCUGCGCGAACUUUUGUUUAAAGCAUAAUGGCAAUCUUUUAAGUUCAAGUCUAUGAGGGAACUCAGAAGUAUUUUAAGAAUUUAGGACUUGAAGUUCAUCCCACCAUUUACUUAGGGUUGUCCAUUCAUAAAAUACAUUUUUUAAACCCCCAAAGAAAGGAACAAUUUAGAGAAAUUGAUUAUAGUCGUGUAAAUGGAGUGAAGUCUUACCCUAGUUAAAUAAUCUUUGACCUUUAAAUAUUUAAGGAACCUAUUAGGUUUGACACUUACUAAAGUUAUGAAGUACUUAAUUAAAUUUUAAAUCCUAGAUAAAAUCACUUGUUGAAUAAUACCAAGCUAUUCAAAAAUUCGAUGAAGAAUAUGAAUUGGGUCAUCAAUUCAAUAUUAAACAUUGA